Physella acuta is the source of this 1410-nucleotide messenger RNA. Its product is annotated as toll-like receptor 4. Lineage: Eukaryota; Metazoa; Mollusca; Gastropoda; Physidae. The record is from RefSeq and is a predicted model, not a curated record. Gene Ontology annotation, molecular function: protein binding; signaling receptor activity. Gene Ontology annotation, biological process: signal transduction. Gene Ontology annotation, cellular component: plasma membrane.
AUGGCUGGAAAUAAGGUUAUCUUCAAACCAAAAAUUGAAUAUUUAAGAGUCCCUCCAACGUUGAAAACACUGAUUACAGAUGCCGGUGCGUUUGUAGAUAAGUUCAUUGAUGCCCUGAGACAUUCGCCAGAAAACUCGCUCACAAGAUUACGUUUUAAAAGUUCCUGGAAACAGAAUGUUGAAUUAUUACAUCAGAACAAGACUAGAAAAAAACAAGUUUAUUCUAAAUUUAAUGGAUUAUCUAAUUUGAAAGAGUUGGACAUUUCUUACAGUCAUUUUUAUCCUAACACAUUUGAAGGGAUGAAAAAUCUCCGUGUUCUAAAACUGUCAGGUUCUAGCGGUUCUGAACUCUGUGGAUCAGAUUUAGACGACGGCUGGCUAAGAACAGAUUUGGCGAAGCUCGAAGAACUAAGGAUGAAUGAAUGUAACAUAGAUUUUAUAUCAAGCACAUUUUAUUUUCCGAAAAACCUUAAAAGAUUAUAUUUAAGUAAAAAUCGAUUGACGUUUUUCGAGGCAUACACACUAAGACAUUUGAACAUGACAUAUUUAGAUUUGUCGUCCAACCGUUUACCUGGUCUAUCAGAUGAAAUGCGUGAAGAGCUAAAGAGAAUAAAAUUUGAUAAUCCACAAUUUCUAGUAGAUUUAUCUAAUAAUAAGUUUCAAUUUAUCUGCACGUACGUUCAAAGUCUACAUUUCUUGGUGACCAACACACACAUGUUUGAGACCGUAGACGAAAUUAUGUUCAGAAAGGAAGACAAUACUUAUUUAAACUACACGGAGAUGGUUGCACAACUUCCAAGACUUACAAAAUUCUGUCAGAUAAGAGAAAUCUUCAGCUUUGUGUUGACAAUAUUUUUCACCCAUCUCCUGUGUUUGCUUGUUUUGGCCGUGUUUUUCCAUUACCGCUGGAAGCUAAGGUACCUCUACUUUAUUGGUCAACGGCGGCUGCACAUCGGUGGACGUGUGGUCAACUACAACCCACAGGUUGAUGUUUUCGUCACGUACGAUGAGGGAGAACCAAGAGUAAGAAGACUUUUAAAAGAUGUUAUCCUACCAUUCUUGCGAGAGAAGAACAUCUCUUAUAUUUUAGGAGAAGUGGACUUUCCAGGUGGGGACAUGGUGUCACACAUCAGUGGAGCUAUAACUGGCACAAGAAAAACACUGGUCUUGUUGUCUGAAGAUCUUUUCUUGGAUCACUACCGAGAGUAUGAGAUGAACCUGGCCAUCAUGCGAGAGUUCAAUGUACGAGGUCAGGUUAUCGUUCCUGUCUUUGUUGAGAGGGUCGACUUGAAUACAUACCCACCUGAAGUAGAAACUUAUUUAAGGAAUCAGCUGUACAGGUGUCUGGUCUACAGAAAUAACCAAACUUUCUGGACACUUCUGUUACAUGCCAUAAAAAAUGACAAGUAG